AUGACAAGCAUUUUGUCUCAUUGUCAUGAUGGAGCAGCUGGAGGUCUCUAUGGUGGAAAUCACACAACAGUAAAGGUUAUGGAUGUCGGUUUCUAUUGUCCUAUUUUGAAUAACGCCGCACAGGCGUAUGUAGCUGCAUGUAACAAGUGUAAAAGGGCAGGUAACAUUAGCAAGAGUGAUGAGAUGCCGUUGUACUCCAUUCUAGUAUGUGAAAUUUUUGACGUUUGGGUCAUUGACUUCAUGAGCCCGUUCCCAUCAUCCUAUUCUUAUGAGUAUAUCCUAGUAGCCAUUGACUAUGUCUCUAAAUGGGUUGAAGCAAUCCCUACUAGGACCAAUGAUGCUCGGGUGGUGUGUGAGUUCUUACGGAAGAACAUCUUUUCCCGCUUUUGGACACCUCGAGUGAUUAUCAGUGACAAUGGGUCUCACUUUGUGAACAAGCAGUUUGCUGCAUUUCUAUCUAAGUACGAGGUCACACACAAUAUAGCAACCUCAUACCAUGCCCAAACUAGUGGGCAAGUUGAAGUGGCUAACCAUGAGCUUAUGUGA
This is a messenger RNA of Nicotiana tabacum (common tobacco), 546 nucleotides long. Lineage: Eukaryota; Viridiplantae; Streptophyta; Magnoliopsida; Solanales; Solanaceae. The record is from RefSeq and is a predicted model, not a curated record.